CUGUAGGUCGAGCUUCCUCUUUUUCCGGCUGGAACCAUGGCGGCUGUUGAAGAGAAGAAAAAGAAGGUUCCUGUUGUGCCAGAAACGCUUAAGAAAAAGCGAAAGAAUUUCGCAGAGCUGAAGAUCAAGCGUCUGAGAAAGAAGUGUGCCCAAAAGAUGCUUCGAAAGGCAAGGAGGAAGCUUAUCUAUGAAAAAGCUAAGCAUUAUCAUAAAGAAUAUAGGCAGAUGUACAGAACUGAGAUUCGGAUGGCUAGGAUGGCAAGAAAAGCUGGCAACUUCUAUGUACCUGCAGAACCAAAAUUGGCAUUUGUCAUCAGGAUCAGAGGUAUCAAUGGUGUGAGUCCAAAGGUCCGAAAAGUGUUGCAGCUUCUUCGCCUUCGCCAGAUCUUCAAUGGAACUUUUGUUAAGCUCAACAAGGCUUCCAUUAACAUGCUGAGGAUUGUAGAACCGUAUAUUGCAUGGGGGUACCCAAAUCUGAAGUCAGUAAAUGAGCUAAUCUACAAGCGUGGUUAUGGCAAAAUCAAUAAGAAACGAAUUGCGUUGACUGAUAACAGUUUGAUUGCACGAUCUCUUGGUAAAUAUGGCAUCAUCUGCAUGGAGGAUCUGAUUCAUGAGAUCUAUACUGUUGGAAAACGCUUCAAAGAAGCAAAUAACUUCUUGUGGCCCUUUAAGUUAUCAUCUCCACGGGGAGGGAUGAAGAAAAAAACAACCCACUUUGUAGAAGGUGGAGAUGCUGGUAAUAGGGAAGAUCAAAUUAAUAGGCUUAUUAGAAGAAUGAACUAAGGUAUCUGCCCUGAUUGUUUUUGUAAUCUGGUCAGUUAAUAAACAGUGACUGCUUUCAAAUUGAAA
Messenger RNA from Nycticebus coucang (slow loris), 849 nucleotides. RefSeq names its product 60S ribosomal protein L7-like. Gene Ontology annotation, molecular function: structural constituent of ribosome; RNA binding. The transcript has a single exon. NCBI's taxonomy places the organism in Eukaryota, Metazoa, Chordata, Mammalia, Primates, Lorisidae. Gene Ontology annotation, biological process: maturation of LSU-rRNA from tricistronic rRNA transcript (SSU-rRNA, 5.8S rRNA, LSU-rRNA). The record is from RefSeq and is a predicted model, not a curated record. The coding region runs from base 37 to 783 and encodes 248 amino acids. Gene Ontology annotation, cellular component: cytosolic large ribosomal subunit.